GUUCAGUUUGCAUGCAUCGUGCCGCUCAGUCGGUGCGCAACCUGACGUGGGGAAUGGUCAAAAUAGAGAGCGAGCGAGCGAGCCGUCAAGCACGAAGAAAAAAGCGAAGUGAAGCGGCUACCGAACCUUUCCCCGCCAACAGUGAUCUUUCGUGUGCGUAUUUUUCUUACAAGCAAAGUUUGUGAUAAGCAAUGAAACAAAAGUGAAGCAAUAGGUGGUUAAUAUGUAAGCCCCCUCGAGGGGGAGUUGCGUGUUCAGUGCGGCACACACGAAACACCGGAGUUCGCUUCCACCGUAGGCGCGCGCGCGUGUGCUUGUGUGUGUGCAUCCGAUGGGCAGACGAAUUCCAGCAUCCAGCUCGGUGUGUGUAUGCGUGCGAAAGGGACGAUCUGUCAAGCUGCUGCUCUCACGCAGUUCGAAACGCGUUCCCGUACCCUACCGUGGGUGACGAAACAAAAUCCGCUCGGGGUGGAAAAAUCUAUUGGGAGCCCAAAAAGUAGUGCGUAGAGUGUUGUGUGGUGUGUUGUGUGUAAAUAACAUUCACGAUCAAACAUCUCAACUUAAAAAGAAGCACAUGAACGUUCACCACCAUCAAACGCACACACGGACAAGUGACAGCAGCUUGUUGUCUCUGCAUCGUGUGUACAGGCAGCAGCAGCAUCAUUGACGAGUAGUAUCCAGUAGAAGAAAAAAAUACACACAGCUAUCAAAUGUGGUACGCACGACGAUAGCUACAUCCACACGGCGGACAAAUGCAACGAAUGAUAAUGCACACACUGUUCGGAGGUCAUAUGGCCUCUUGGUACAUGGGAGGAACGCAAAAGAUUGGAAAGCCAACCCUCGUGCCACCAACUACUGCUACCAAUAUCGUUAGCCAAUUUGGCGUGUACCUACCCGUCAGCAGCAGCGCACCAUUAGAAUAAGCACCGACACACCAACGUCAGGCAAUAGGGAAGCACUUAGCAUCAACAUAUAUUCCGACGGGCGGCACGCCGCGAUGCAGCGUCAUCGCAAGAAAGAUCGCACCGAACGGGCGCCACCAACCAUACAGAAGUAUCUGCAUGGGACGGCCGGUUCGCCCAUCGGCAACAGUGCACCGAGCCCGGGUACGAACGAGAACCUGUACCAAUCGUGCGUAGGCGGUAACGCGACCAAAACGGCGGCCUGCUGCCGGAAGGACGAUUUAAUGUUUCUCACCACGCCUGCACCGGGACCGGGCUCGUAUCCGGAAGAUGAUCCAGACUGCAUCGAGGUGUACAAGGAGCAGCAGCAGAAGCAUGAUGAACAGCGCCAUAAUGCGGGAUCACGCUUGCCGGAAAAAACGUUCGGCAAGUGGUGUGCACCGAACGCAAAUCAGCGCGCCCGCGAGGUAGGCAAUCUGCAUACACCACACGGUGACGCUCUGUUGCAUCAUCACCAGCACCAGGAACAGCAGCAACAGCAGCAACAACUACUAUCCUGCCAUCCGAACAUCUCGAGUGCCGGAAGCGCGGAGUAUUCGUACGCUUACUGUGAACCGAUGCUGCUGCAACGUCCUGCACCGACCGGUGAUGCUUCUUCCGCCGAGCAGCAACAGCUCCACACCCCAGUAUCCACACUCUCCUCGUCCGGUUCCUCCUACUGCGUGCCGGUAUACGCACAGCGACAUCAGCAGCAGCAGCAUCAUGGUGCACCAUCGUUGCCACUGCUGCAGCAGCAGCGACCCUUCCGGCAGCCGUCCGCCAUCCGCAACCCGUAUCAGUACACGUACGGACCGGCGCAAGGCAGUGCGGACGGUAGUAGCAGUGGCACCAACACCAUCACCACUGCGCUGCAUCAUCACCAUCAUCACCAUCACCACCACAGUAACUACACCCUACCAAAUGCGUCCAGCGGAAGCAGUAGCAGCACCACCACCACCACCACGACGCCGACGACAACAAGGACCGGUUCGUUGCGUGCCUUAUUUUCCAACAUAUUCCGCAAGUCCUCGGCGUCGUCAUCUGCCGGCCAUCCGUCCCUCGCGUCUGCCGCCCAUUCCGCCCCGUUUCUCGAGCUGGACGGUAGUGGAACGCUGCAGCGCAGCAGCUUCGGUGGUGGUGGCUCUGCCUCGCUGCUCGGUGCCGAACGGCACUCCUUCACCACGUGCUACGGCACGAAGGAAAACAUUUACGAGGACAUCGGUUCGCAAACCGGGCUGGGUACGGUGGGUGCGGAUGGAAAGGCGCGUGAUCAAUCCGUUGCCGUGUGCGGUUCCUCCUCGUCCACGGCGCCAACAGGUCCGCCACCACCACCACCACCACCACCAUUGCCGCCUAGUGGUGCCGGAUCACCGACCGGACCGUUGGUGGUGGUGGACGGCGGCAGUGCCCAGGACAGUAGUGUGGCGGCCGAGCGACGGCGCGUCCAGGUGCAGCACGAUCGCAUUAUCGGCGAGCUAAAUCUGUCCGUCGAGCGGCUCAUAAUGCCGUCGUGUGAUGAUGAAUCGGUGCAACCGCGCUACCAGGAGUAUGCGGCGGAGGCGCACAACGAUGACUGUCAGCAGUUGAUGAUGAUGGGACAGAAGCCGAGCUACUGUCUGUCGAGCGUUGCUACCGGUGGUGGUGGUGGUGGUGGUAGAAUGACCCCAUCGAUGGGUUUGCGGCUAAGCACAAAGCGUCACUUUCCGGCGGCGGCUGCUGGCACCAACACCACAACACCGGCAGCCACCUCCUCCUCAUCUCCACCACCGACGCUGGGCGUCGGUUCCGAGCGUCAUUCGCCGACGGUUUCGUACGGCAAGUCGUACGGCGAUGUGGAUAGUGGCAUUAGCAGCAGCAGCACGAGCGGUACCAGCUACUCGAGCAGCAUUCUCUACCGGAGCAUUACCAACUACCCGCAGCAGCAGCAGCAGCAGCAGCAGCAGGCUGGAGGUGGUGGUGGCGGCGGUCAUCAUCAUCAUCAUCAUCAUCAUCCGCAGCGAACCACCACCAAGCACAGUCUGUUCAAUCUGCAUCUCGGUUCGGUCGGCACAAACAGAGCCGCCACCUGUUGCCGUGGACCGAAGGAUGCGUCAAUUGCGUCCCGCCCGGAAGGUUUCGUGGGUCGCGUCGGUUCGACGAAUGCCGUCGUAACGAACGCACCGGAUCCUCCACCACCGCCAGACACCGGCCUGAUGUCGUACGCGUGUCCCACAUCGUCCGACGGUAGCUACGGUCCGAUAAUCGGACGCCUGCCCAACACAUCCGUAUCGUCGCAAACGCUCACCUCGUGCUGCUUCCUGUCCGAUCAUAAUCUUGCCGAGCGCGAUAUCGGCUCGCGCCCGUUCGCUGCCACCUUCGCCUACAACCACCACCAUCACCAGCAGCAACGCGGCGCACGUACCGCCUCCAACCACGCGACUGGUGGUGGCGGCAACUUUUGGGCCCGUUUCCGGAAGCUGCGCCUACCGAUCACCGGAACCGGCGGCAAGCUGUUCAGUGCGAGCAGCGAACGGCAGAUCGAUACCGAGCUGCAUCUGGAGGAUUUUACCGGCGAAUCGAUGUGGCCUGAACCGGGACCGCGCCCGGUAUAUCAUCACCAUCCGCCGCCGCUACGGUCGAUGCAGCAGCCGCCGCCGCCACCGCAUCAGCUCGCCCUGUUACCGCUCGAUGCACCACCACCACCGCACAUGCUGUCACCGUGCGGUCCCACGGCGGCCCCGUUGAACGGUAACUUGCCGCCCGCAACACAUCCACGCACCACCACCACCACCACCACACUGCUGCAUCCGUUCGUGGUGGCGACGGGCGGCGAAUCAACAACCACCGGACCACCGCCACGGGAUGAUGGCCGCGAUGAGGAGGAGGAGGAGGAGGAGGAGGAUGGUUCGGAGCAUCAUCCGCGGCAACGGUCCUGCUCACCGUCCACACCAUCCUCGGUUGCCUCGACCGGUACCUCGUCCGCAUCGUCGUCCUCCUCCUCCUCGUCCGUUUCGCCGUCCUCACCGAUGUCGCCCGGUUCGUCGUCUUCCUGCUCGUCCGGGGCAACAAAGCACAGUGGGGGCGGUAACGAAUCGCACGCCGUCUAGCAGCAGCAGCAGCAGCGACUCAUUGUUUCCGUCCACAGGAAAACGGUAUGCUCUUUUCGUCCAGAAUCAGAGGCGGAGGGGGGGGUGUCGAAGAAAACGAAAUCUCAGUUAACAUCCGCGCGGUAGUAACGUAAAUAACUGCGAAGAGGGUUAAUGCUGCUGAGGAACACCCGGAUAUGGAUGUCACAAUACCUCCGGGAGUUGACCGUAAACAGGGGAGCGCAUUUUGCAACACAGGGAUAAUGACUGCGUUUGCAGGAAGAAGAGCAUUAGAGAAGGAGGCCAAGAAUUUUAAUCACAUGUGUGUGUGUGUGUUGUUUGAGGUCAUUCCACAUUACUAGAAGCGAGCCAGGUGUGAAACAAUCGUGCCAACAAUUACUCCAGCAUUUUUUGUUUUUGUUUUUGGAGUCAUGUGUAGGAUCUGAAAAAAGGAAUCUGGAGGUUUAUUUGUAACGACGCAGUCCUCUCUGUAAUUAUGUACCGAGAAGAAGCUUUCCCUCUACACACACCACUACGUUUAACUGGCUUGGAAGUGGAGGUGCUUUUUUGGAUAAUUUUUGGAGUGGUGCUAGAGAGGGAGAGAGUGAUAAGAGCAAUGAACGAACUGUGUGUAAAAGCAAUUAAAACUACAAUUAGCGAAGCGAACAAGGAAGGAAGAAGAAAACAUCAACGAAUUCGAAUGAAAAAAGAAGAAGAAGAAAUAUGCAUAGAAAAAAAAUGGGAAAACACAUUACUGUGAUCUUGCGCAGCGUUUCGAAUUAAAAUACAGUUUUUUUCUUAUAAAUUUUCUAUUUGCCAGGAAGCGGAAAAGAGAGAGAGAGAGAAAGAGAGGUUUAUGAAAAAAAGAAAUGGAAUUUAUAUUUUUUCUUUAUUAUUUUUUUUUCCAAUAUUAUUACCAUACUUGCAAAUAAUAGGCAUUAUUUAGACGAAGCAUUGAGCAAAAGGUGUGUAAAAAAAAGGUGAAAAAGGGAAAAGCUGUUUUACAGGAAAAAAGUGGAAGGAAGAAAAUCGUUAAUAGAUUUUAGGGACGAGAAGAGCAAAAGGAGCAAACACCCCCGAGACGAGAGAGAAGGUAAGGGGGGGAAUGUUAAGCUUAAGGGGAAUAAUCGUGCAUUUCAAACACACACAAACACAUGACGACGUAUACAUGAUAGUAAACUAUGAGUUUUGAGAAAAUGAAUAUAUAUACAUAGAACGAGAGAGAACGAGAGAGAACAACUAGGGUUCAAAAACGAAAACAAUUUGCAGACUGAAGAAUAUUUGUAAAAAUAAAGAAUUAUAACAAAGCGAUGAACUAUAAAUAAAGACGAUAUUGUUGGGAGGAGUGUAUAUGUGUGUGUGUACACGACGCCGCCCCAGCAGCUACUUACAGGAA
This is a messenger RNA of Anopheles stephensi (Asian malaria mosquito), 5402 nucleotides long. RefSeq names its product mucin-19-like. The coding region runs from base 998 to 4027 and encodes 1009 amino acids. The record is from RefSeq and is a predicted model, not a curated record. Lineage: Eukaryota; Metazoa; Arthropoda; Insecta; Diptera; Culicidae. The transcript has 3 exons.